GAAUGGCAAAGACUGGGGAGCGACGUCCAGCUUAACCGUCGAGAUGCAGAAGCUAAUGAAGAAAGAGCCUGUCAAGCAGAAGCCCCAGCAGCAGGCGAGGAAGUUCGGCAGGGUGCGAACCCGAACCCGAGCCAUCAAAGUGCUCGACGUUGCGCUCGCAGAGAUUUCGGAGGACAGAGAGGCUUCGGUGGAAGGGAGCUUCGAUUUUAUCGUACCUGCGGAGGACGUAAAGAUCACAAAGCGAGAGCGCCUGGAGCUAGCAACGAUGCUUGACAAGAGGGAAGGGGCCGAUAGUGCCGGGAAGGGAUCUAACUUUUUGGAGAACUUUCCCAUCAUACUCAUCAGCACCACCCUCACUUUGUUCACCUUCUCCACGCCACGAUACCAAUGCAGCUCCCUCUCAUCUGGGGGAACCGACGUUGACACAUCCUGCAACCAGCCAGGCACCCGGACGGAGAUGAAGAGUCGCCUGCAAGAGCAGGUCAAGAAGAAGGGGUUCCUCUAUCCCAAGGGGCUGCUGAAGAAUGAGUGUUCCGCAGCCAGGCCAGAGUUCCUCAGCGCGGACUUUCUGAAUCGGCGUGACAACACUGGCAUGGACGCACCAGUGGCCUUUCGUGGUUGCUUGUCCAACCGAAGGAUCGAAGCUCGCGUGACCGCGAGCUUCUGGAGUUUUGAGCUAAGGGGCGUGAGGGUGGCCAGGGAAGCCGGGCCCAGACAGGGUGCAGCUCCUGGCAAGACAAGACAUGAGCUAUUGACCAUCACGAUUACCGGUAGGGCGAGUGAUAGCAUUGACAUAGAGCAUUCGAACAUGUCUUUCAUCCACCAUGCGGCUUUGGCACAUACUGAUCAGGACACGCCAUGCUCGGCGGUUGAGCACUCAGCGGCAGGUGGUGGCCAGUUCAUAUACGAAGCACUGCAGAACGCCGAGGACACCGACAAAGCCACACGCUUCUGCGCCGUCUUGGAUCUCACACAUCACGCAGAUGUGGAGAUGCGAGGCGAAGGUGGUGAGUGGAGGAAGCGGCUGCAGGGUCCAGCCAUCGUCUUCUACGACAACGGUGGCUUCAAAGAUCAAGAUUGGGACAGCUUGCAGAAAAUCUACGACAGCAAAAAGAAAUCCUCACCGAGUCAGGUGGGCAAGUACGGCAUGGGCUCCAGAUCCUUCUUCCACAUUGGAGAUAUUAUGCAAAUUGUUUCUGGGUCCAAGUACGCCAUCUUGGAUCCAGAUGAGCGCGUCUCAGCACCUAAACAGUUUGGUGACCAAGUCGACUUUGUCAGCGACAGCUUUGGUGACGAAGGGAGGUGUUUCCGGGAUGCUUACCCAGAUGAGUGUGCUCCAUUCCUCGGACUGUUCGGGUGCACGAUGAAAGUGCCUCUCAGAUUGGCGGAGUGGGCAGAUGAGUCCAGUUUCAUGCCGGAGGCUUUCGACGAGUCAAGAGCCUGCGCCAUUUUUGAGGAGUUCGAGGCGGCUGUUUCCACUGGAGAGUUCGCACUUUUCUUGAGUCGUCUCUCCGACAUCGAAAUCUUCCGGCGAGAGAUGGACACGGGCCUGAGGCUCACUGUGACAGGCACGGACGAGAAGCGGUGGCUCAGGUUCGGGAGAUUCUUCCGUCCUGACAGCGAGAGACUCCAGGAGGAGGUGCCCUUCGCCUGCCUGGCCGCACCAAUUGGCGGAUUGGUCCUGAGUGACAACCGUCGAAGCUUCUGGCGUCUCGAGGGCGACCUCGAGGGCCAGCACACCGCCUGGGCGGAAUGGAACGAGCACGUUCUGCAGCAAGUGCCUAGGGAGGAGGUGAUGAAGUUCACAGAAGAGGAACUCUACCGACUCUGGCCUGGGGCAGCGAACAAGCACAACGUCGAGGUCUUCUAUGAGCAUUUUGUCCUCAAGAUCAAGGAGAGGAAGGUUCUCUUUGCCGAUGGCAGGCUUGUUUCUCCGACGGAGGCCAUUCUCCUGUCCACUCCGACGGAGGCCCUGCAGGGAUGCCGGAGGAUGCUGGAACGGUCCUGUUGGGAUGCUGGGCACAACUUGGUCGAGAUGCCCGAGCACGUGGAAGAUCUGCUGAAGGAGUAUGAUGCGAUUGACUGCCGGGAUUGCCUGUGGGCAUUCGAGGAGAUGAACUUCAACUCCGAGAUGAUGUCGAAGCUGUCUGACUUGCUGCAGCGCGCAAAAUGGAUUCCAACAUCCUGCGGAAAGCUUGUCUCCAUUCCGGAUGCCUUUGAUCCCUUUGCGACUUUGCCAGAUCUUGCGGCGGUAAAGAGGAUCUGGGAUGCACUCCGCUACUGUGGUUUGAAGCGCCAGCUGACAUGGAAAGAUGCUGCGGUGGAGGCUCAGCUUGCAGCAGAAAGCUGCGACCACAGUCGUGCGAAGCUUCUCUUCGCAUACUUGGAGGACAGCCACCAGAAGAUGGAGAAAGAAGAGGAGCAGGAGAGCUUGAAGGUGCUGCAGACUGCAGCCUGGGUCCCGGCAUCCGCGCCGCAGCAGCCGGAAGACAGGCUUCUGGGGCGUAAUCCCGACAUGCAGCUGAGCGCCCUUUCGGAGCUCUUUCCGCAAGCUGACUUGGGCGUGGUUUGGGCAGUAAAGGACGAGCCCAGCAUCUUGAUUGAGCAGCUGAAGGCUUGCGCCAGGGCAUGCCCGGAAAUGGAGAUCGCAAGAGAGGGCCCGGAGCAGUAUCCGCGUCCACGCCGGGUGCCUGAAUCACUCUGGCAUGCACUGCGGGAGCUCUUCAAAGCCAUGGUUCUCCACAAGAACAGUAUUCAGGAGGAGCUGCAGGAGGUGGGUUUCCGAGAAGCUUGCAUUCCGUGCCUGGCAGCGGACUCGGAGUCGUUGGCUUCAUUGUACGCCUUGCCCUGCGUGGCCCUCACAGCGAAGAGCAGUGCGGAAGUCUUGGCCCCGGCGGUUGGGCUCCUGCAUCCGGACGAGGACGUGAAGCAGCUCGCGAAGGUUUGGAAAGUUGCCCCGAAACCUCCAAACUCCGUGCUGGCGAAUUUCUCGCCACAUCUGGGACUCGAGAAGGCGGCUGCUUUCUGCACGGAGCUCGCAAGCUGGCUGUCUCUGUCUCGGAGGGAAUUCUUCGAGAACCUCAGGGUCCCCACCAGCAGCGGAAGGCUGCUCUCGCCAUCGGAGGUGUAUAUAGAUGAUGCGCAGUGGACGAGCAGCCGAGAUCUCGAGACGGUGAGCUCAGCAAUAUCGCCCAAGCACGCCCGGCUCUUGGGAUGCACCUCCAUCAGGGACAAGCUCGCUGAAGAGUGUGAAGAUGCUACCGACGAGGAUGGCUUUGGACAAGAAGCUGAUUUGGUCGAUCAAGUGAAGCUACUCUUGGACGACUACAGUUCACAGAGUGAUGUGGUCGCUGAGUUUUUCCAGAAUGCAGAUGACCAUGGUGCAGAGUCCCUGACUUUCAUCCUCUGCGAUCAGCAGCAUCCAGAUGAGAAGAUCGUGGACGGGCGCUGCAAGGGCUUGCAGGGGCCGGCACUCUACAUUUGCUCUGACAAGGAGUUAUCUAACGAGGACAUCAGGCAUAUGCAGCGGGUGGGUCGAUCUUCCAAGCGCUGGGACUUCCGCUCCACAGGUCGUUUUGGCAUCGGGCUGAAUGUCAUGUACAAGUACUCUGACUGUCCGCAGUUGCUGGCGAAUGGCUACUUGCAUUUUUUCGAUCUCAGCAGAUGCUUCGUAGCCAGAGACGGACAACGCCGUGGCAAGAGGUUUCAGGUAGAGAGGCUGAAGGACCGCUUUCCUGACACGCUCGCCCCCUUCAAAGGGCAGUUCGAGAAGUAUGCGGUGGUGUUUCGACUGCCCCUGCGAGUAGAAAGAUCCGAAUUGGCCGAGAAGUGCUCCUACGGAGAUGCGGAGAGAGACCUCCGGUCGGUCGCAGAAGGAGCUGACUCCAUGCUCUUCUUUGCACAGUCCAUCAAGAGCCUGUCUUUCAUUGCCAAGGAGUGCACGAUUGCGAGGCACUCGGUGACAUUUCCAGAAGAAUCGGACGAAGACCUGCUGGAGAACUUCCUGACAACUCUUCCGGAUUCGAAGGACGAAGCCACAGGCGAAGGAGAAGACCGCCAGCUGACCGUCGUGAAGCGCUUGCGGAGUGACACAGGCACACCAGCGACAACACGGCAGCGAGACUGGGUGGUCGCUUACACACUGAAGCUAUCUUCGCAGAGGUUGCGCAUGCUGAGCCGCGACAUUUACGAAGAGGUGCAUGGCUCCGCGCUGCUUCCUAUGGGGGCGGCAGCAGCACCCUUGCUUACCAGCGAAGAGAGCUCCGGGCGUCUCUGCUGCGGGCUGCCGACUCCUUUAGCGAAAGUUCCAGUGGCAGACAGCAUACGACUUCUGCUACUCAGGUGCCGCGAUCACGUGGAGACUUCUGACCACGUGCCAGAGUUUUUCAAGCUCCUACCCCUCCAAGAAGGUGUUUUUCAGCUCAUCGCCGAGGCGGCGAUGAGGGCAGUGUUGGCAGAUCCAAUCUUCCCGGUUUUGUCACAGCAAGGCAGAAGCGACCGCGCCGCUGUUCGUGUUUGGGUGAGAGGCCCAAGCAUUCUUCUCCAAACCAAGCGGCUUUCCGAGUCGAUCCAGUUUCGCCUGGCUUCUGAUGGCCUUGAAAUUGUGUCUUUGCCAGAAGCAGUGCGUGAGCUCUAUGCAAAAGUUGCGGAUGAGAUACAGGAGCUGAAUGCAGACAGCCUGUGCAGGUUUUUGCAGGAAGCAUGGGCUACUAAACACCCCGACUCUCAGCCGGUGCAGGUGUCACAGGCAGGGUUCGCGGCACUCUCCAAUCAUGGGGAUGCUUGUGCUCUGCUGUCCUUCGUCGUGAAAGACGCAUGGGAGAAUGACUUAGAACAGGGAUAUUACAAGACCACUUUCACAUGUGCACAGCUCCGCGACGUUCCAUUGAUGGUGACGGGGGACGACGAGAUCUGCACCUUCGAUGACGGGGCCCCGAAGUGGCUUGGCCCGCAAACACGCGCUAGGUCCAGUUCGCUCAAGAGGAUAGAAAACCUGCAUGCCCUGCUGUACCACAUAAUAAGGUUCUCCGCUGGCCGAGACCUUCUCCCAAACAACCCCGGCCUCUUCGUCCACAGUGACAUAAUGGAAGUCUUCCGCACAGCAAAUCUCACCCAGCCAGGGGUUUCUCGGAGAGUGUCCAUGAAGCCGGUGGGCGUGCAGCCUUUCACUCUUAAUGAUCUACUGAAGCACAGAGAGCAGAUCGAAAGUCAAGUUCUGCAGCUUGGGCCCAGCUACCGCGAGGAGCUGUGGUCAUUCUUGCGCAGAGUUCGCCGCUUUUCAUCCGAUUGGUUCCAGCGGCUGGGGGACUGGCGCAUUCUGCCGGUGGAAAGCCCGAAUGAUAGCCUUGAGCUCGUGCCCUUAAGUUCAGCUCGGCAAUCGGUCAGGGCGGGAGAGUAUGAGCAUUUGCAGGAGGUGCUCGAGAAGUGCAGCAUCCACACUUUGCAGACAGGGUUUCGCGACGAUCUCGUGAGCGAUUAUUUGGUGUCGGAGGAUUCCUCAUGA
Molecule: messenger RNA, 5503 nt
Organism: Symbiodinium necroappetens
Lineage: Eukaryota; Dinophyceae; Suessiales; Symbiodiniaceae
Source: the annotation of a GenBank genome assembly